Molecule: messenger RNA, 1380 nt
Organism: Clonostachys rhizophaga
Lineage: Eukaryota; Fungi; Ascomycota; Sordariomycetes; Hypocreales; Bionectriaceae
Source: the annotation of a GenBank genome assembly
AUGGCCCCUAGCUCUGUCAAGGCUUCCCAGCGAGCCUUGGAUAAUCUCAAGUACUAUGCGGGCUCAUGUAGAGACUCGGUCCAAGACGUUGGUAACCGCUACGCAAUUACCGCGAAUGUCGACGACACGGUCCGUGAAAAGAUUGCGAGCUCCACACUCAAGAUCAUGAAUCAGUUCUCCUUCAUAGACGACACUACAAUCCUUCCCACGUGGACGCACUACAAUCGGCUGGUUCGUUUAGUCACCAAGCUUCAUACGACACUUCGCCGAUACGAGGACUCGGAACCGGACGAAGAGACCAUGGGGGACCUGCUGGACAUGUUGGAAGAUUGGAGCUACAAGUUCGAUCGCUAUUGGUUUCUGUUUGCUAUCUACGGUGAUGACCCUACCCCGUUGAUCCAAUGCCUACCCGGCCACACCCCCAACGACCGGCCCACGACUCUUACUGGGCCUCUCUAUGGACACCAUGUUGUUCUCAACUCAACUAUACAGCAUCUGAAUAUCCAACACCGAGGAAGGAAUGUCAUUGUCGACGGGCAUGGAUUGAUCGUGAAUCACGAGGAUCCAUCUUUAUCGAAUAACUUUCACGAAGGGAACAGCCUCUCCAACCGGCUCAGAAACGCCGCGGCACUUUCGUCGUCUCUGAUGAAUGCCGUCGCUGUCCUGCCAGUCCACCGGCAAACACCUACGCCCUUGGUCUUCGAGACAGAGGUGGAAGUGGAUAACUUGGACACCCUUCGCACGGCGCUGUGGAAUCAUGAUCUUGUUGUACCUGACGAAAACGCAAAGUUUGCUUUCGGCAUUGCCGAGGCUGUCCAUGGCCUGCACGUUUGCAACGUCCAGCAUGGCAGCAUUAUGCCCGAAUGUGUGCUUGUUGCUACAACCACCAAGGCCCUCCUCCACGGAUUUCUCUGCGACCCAUCUGGUGAUUGGGGAUGGAGGACAUCGGACGGAACACCUUACACUUGCAGCCGAUACUACAAUCUGGCUCGACGUGGCCAGAGAACUAUGAAGGACGACAUCCGAAAUCUUGGCAUUUGUCUCCUCGAGCUUGGCUCCACCCAUUCCUUUCUCGCCAAGCAGGAUGAGUUUCCUGGGCCUGGAGAACUGUGGACCGUUGACUCCACGAGAAGUCCACUUCUCCGUCCAUCCAAGUUGACGCCGAAGGAACUGCUCGGCCAUGCAGACGACAUGCUUGAUGAUCUCGGUCACCGCUUCAGCGCAGCCGUCCGUGCAUGUCUAACUGUAAGCGACCAACGCCUUGGAGAGCAAACCUGUGAUGAAAAGGUGGAUCUGAGUAUCUGGUUCAUUGAUAACGUGUUGCUUGAGCUGCGCAAGGUGAAUGUUGACUAUGAGGAGAUCCCUCCCGAAAAUCGAUGA